This is a messenger RNA of Penicillium atrosanguineum, 2328 nucleotides long. RefSeq names its product E3 ubiquitin-protein ligase. Bases 1 to 2328 code for a protein of 775 amino acids. Lineage: Eukaryota; Fungi; Ascomycota; Eurotiomycetes; Eurotiales; Aspergillaceae. The transcript has a single exon. The record is from RefSeq and is a predicted model, not a curated record.
AUGGUGCUCUCGCUACCAGUACCCAGCUUCGCCAGAUCCUCCGCAUCUCCGCCACGCCCCGCCGACGGCACCGCGCCCGCAUCCCGCCGACAUCGCGGCUCAGCCUCCUCGUCCAGUUCCUCGUCCAGCCGGAAUGCCUGGAAACCACCCGGCCUUGGAGGGGGAGCCUCGUCUUCGAAUAGCACCUCUAUUACACUGAGCGAGGCUCUGCGCAAUAACCCGUUCGGGAGCACGUCGCGGUCCCGCUCGGCUCAGGUCUCUGUCGAGGACGUCGAAGAGCAGAGGAGGGAGCAAGACGAGCUUAAUACAGCGCUGGAGACCCUUGCGCGAGUUUUUCCGGAUGUUAGAAUCGAGGUUUUUCGAGAGCUGCUCGUGAGAUUUGAUGGUGACAGCAGGCUGCAGGUCUGUGUUGAUCAGCUUUUGAGACAUAAGGAGAAGUGGGUUUCGGGGAGAUGGAAUAUUUCUUCAGGACAAGGCAAGGGCGAGGAUGGAGAUGCAGAUGACCGAGGUGACCGUCUACAGGCCAGGGAGGAUCUGGAUGACGAGGAGUGUCUGGUCCCUCUUGAAGAACGCUUUCGAUCGGACGAAUACAAGGCGAUGGUCCGGGCGACUUUGAGCAAGGAAUACAGCAGUCUGAGCAAGAGCGUCGUUGAGGCUGUGCUAGCUGAGGCGAAUUUCAGCUAUGCGCGUGCCAGACCGACGUUACGAGAUUUAUCACGUCGGACUUGGCGAGCUACGUUCAACAGCAUUCUUCCGUCGUUUCGGAAGAAGAAGGAUAGAGAGGAGCAUCUGCUUGUGGCGUGGCAGCGAGGUCCUGAUGGCGAGUCCUUGCCCCGACUGAAGGAAACUGGUUGCGUGGAGCUGGAUGCUGAACUAUAUGACGCACUCGUGGCUCCUGUAUUACAACAGCGACGCGAGGAGCAAGAGCUUGGUGACUUCCGAUUUGCCGCUUCUAUCAACGAGAAAGAGGCUCGAGCUGCCGAUGCUCUCUAUGAGUGCGAGUGCUGCUUCGGUGACGUGACCUUUGAGGAAAUCGCGACUUGUUCGGCCAAUGCCCAUGUCAUUUGCUAUCGAUGUAUCCAACGGACUACCCACGAAGCCUUGUUUGGCCAAGGAUGGGGCAAGUCUGUGGACUUGGAACGUUCUACGUUAAAAUGCCUAGCACCAUUGUCCAUCGGAUCCUGUGAUGGUUGUCUUCAUCCACUGGCUGUCCAACGGGCCAUCUUGCAGGAAACAGCUGGCAUUGAGACGCUACGAAAGUUUGAAGAUCGCUUGGCAUCCGAGGCGCUUCUCAAAUCUCAGCUCAAGCUUGUCAGAUGCCCGUUCUGUUCCUACGCCGAAGCCGACCCGAUCUAUCAUUCGGUGCCUGUUGGCUGGCGCAUACGUCGCGAUGGUGAUGUUGUUCCAACUAUCCUUAUGAUACUCCUCAUCCUCGACCUUGUCCCGAUCCUUAUCAUCCCCUUCUUUGUCAUCCUUAUCCUAAACCCAUCCUCCCUCACUGCCGUCUUUAAAACCGCCAUCCGACACCUCUGCCUCAAAAUCCGACCCAAGCGAUUCACAUGCGCCAAUCCAACGUGCAAACGCAUUAGCUGCAUGACCUGCCAAAAAUCCUGGCGCGACCCCCACGUCUGUCAUGAACCCCUCCUAACCGACCUCCGCGCCACUGUCGAAGCUGCUCGCACAGCAGCCGUGAAACGAACCUGCCCCCGCUGUGGUCUAUCCUUCGUCAAAUCCUCCGGCUGCAACAAACUAACCUGCGUUUGCGGCUACUCGAUGUGCUAUCUCUGCCGCAAAGCCCUCGGACCACCCCUUCAACCCGCCCGCCGCAAUGCGCGUCCCAGAGACCAAGAUAUUUUCGACGGCCCAGCCGACGACCUAGAUAACGCUAUAAUGAACGACAUAUCGGACGACGAAUCUGAGGAACCACAAGGCUACAAACACUUUUGCGAACACUUCCGUAUAAACCCCGGCUCCCGCUGCACGGAAUGUAGCAAAUGCGACCUCUACCAAGCUGAAGACGAAGAAGCCGUUGCCCGACGCGCAGGCGAAAAAGCAGAGCGCGAAUGGCACCUCCGGCACGGCGAUGUCGCUUCCAGCAGCGAACCUGCCAUUAGCCUUCGUAAUAUCAAUCAAGACCUCUCUGCCGGUACCGAAGGCCCUAUAUCCCGCCGCGUCUCCAAUACCCUGUGGGACCUCAACUUCCCAGCACCAGGCAAUACGUGGACUUACUGGCUAGCUGAUGUGUGGAUGGACGGGCGGUGGAAACGUGAAGGCCAAGUUCUGGUCAAUUGGAUCGUGGAGCGCACUGUCGUGAUUGAAGACGUCUAG